AUGUAUGAAUUAAGGUAAACUUAUAAGCUAAGUAAAAAUAAUUAUUUAAUUAUUUUAGAUUAUGCUACAAUUCAUAAGAUAAUUUCCAUUAAACAAGCAUCUAUUUUACCUUCAUAUUCAGCUAAGCUAAAUACCAUUGAACUGAAAAAGCUAAAAAUUAGCCAAAAAACAAUUAGAACAGAUUUAGCUUGA
Messenger RNA from Paramecium sonneborni, 192 nucleotides. The record is from the annotation of a GenBank genome assembly. Lineage: Eukaryota; Ciliophora; Oligohymenophorea; Peniculida; Parameciidae.